UUAACAUUGGCACAAUUGGUACUAAUACUUUUCUUAAAAAGGUCAAGUGAGAUUUUUUUCAGUCGCCUUUCUAAAACACCCUUAUCACCUGACAGUAUAAUACUACCUGUUUUUCUAAGAACUGCACAGAGGCAGUUGACAAAAGCACUCCGAGUAAAGGUGCAACAAAUCCCUUUAAUUGUUAAUGGUAUCCAAGAAUAUGCGCGUUUCUGCCAGACGAGGUAUUUUCCUUCUAUUUCUCCUUUUAACUAAGGAGCUUUUAACUUCAGGUAGGUCAUGCUUCCUCUAUAACCACUGCUCUACUAUUGCUAAAAACAUGGCUAAUUAGCCAAGUUUAUCUUAUGGUGUAGGGUUUCAUUAUUGUCUUCUCGUCUGAUCGAAAUCUCUGUAAAUUAGGUAGGAUAGGGAGUGUUACGGCCGCAUAUCUCGUCAAAUGGUUUAAUGUUUAGUUCUUUGUUUAGUUUUGCCCAUUCCUGUCACAUUCUUUUCAGCUGUUGCAAUAGAGUACCAAAGUGUUACGUCAUAAGAAAUCAAAUUUGCGAAAUUAUGGGAUUUGUAGGAUAUUCUGAAAGAACAACAUUCAAGAGGCCUGCUGGCCAUAAACCAACACUGUGGGGCAAAUUGUUUCUGAGAUAUUAGCCAAGUUAUGCUUUGGUGACUCCAUACAAGUCCUUCUAAAUUUGACUCGAGUCUAAACGUUUAGACACAAGUCCGGCAAAUUUAGAAGUUGUAAAAUAUCCAUUUAUCACUGUUUAAAGUAUUUCGGAAAGGAAAACGGAGCGAACAUCCAAAAGCUUCUUAUUACAAUUCGUCGGUCUUCCAGUUUUGACAAAAUUUCGCCAAGAUGACACCGAAAUUUCCGAUUUGAUUCAACGAAAGUUCGUGGAUACCACAACGAAAAUUUUUUGCGAAUUUUCAUCGAAUUUUCACAAGAAAAAGGGACCGUGAAUUCGAAAGUUUCGGCUUUCAUUUCUUUUGCACGGUACUGUAUACACGUUUCAAUUGAAAUUGCUUCGGUGAAGAAUGAUGCAUGAUCCAUGUUUGACAGCCCACGGGUGCAUUAUGGGAGCAAUUUUAGUAAAUUACAUGCCCACGACGAACCUAGAAAUCUAGGCAGUAAACGCCACUGACCCUUUCCAGUGCUACGUCAGCAGAACGUUAAGAUAAAGCAUUUCAAAACACUGAAAUCUAAAGGCCUUUAGCAGUUGCCGCUUUUUAAGAGGACAUUGAUUUAAGUUUAAAUUUGCGCAACCAUUUGCGCCUUCUCAAAGGUUAUUAACACCUGCCAACAAGUUUUUUAAAAGAUACAUGGUCUCCAUAAUUCCAAUGAACACUUCCCGCUACAAAAGGGACCAUACUGCAUUGAAGUCUAUGAAACAUGGAUCAUACAUCAUGGAUCAUGUUUCACGGGAGCAACCUUGAUUGAAAUAGGUAUAUAUAAAGAAAGAAACCCACGAGACAAGGAAUUUCACACAAGAGAAUCUGUAAAGAGCGGAACGAACUCUUUAAUAUAUAGAUUUAGCCAGGGCUAAAAGCGACGCUCUGGUUAAUAGACUUAAAAACAAAAAAUUAAAUCGUGUAAUGCUGAACAGCGACGGCAAUAACAACGGCAUCAAAAUUAAUAGAUCUAAUUAGCAAAAAGAACAAUUUGCACGUUUCUAGCCGUUGUUUCAGGCACGACUACAAUGCCGUUUUGCGCGACUAAAACGUGAAACUUCCCUAGUUACACAUUAAUAUUAUGGAAGAAUUUUCGUAUGUGCUCGCCAAAAAUUUUGUUGCUUUUGUUCCUGUUUGCUUAUAUUUUUUCACUGCCGCUCAUUUUCACCUUGCUUACCGCUCCUUGUUGACCACUACCGUUUCUCAUUUUCUCACCUCCGCUAUGAAAUUUUCAUGUCUUUCUUCCAACGAAAUUGGUCUCCGUUGUUUUCAAUCACUCGCUCUAGCCCCUUCUCUGUUACUCACGUGAGUGUAUUUUAAAAAAUAUCGCCGAAAAAGACUCGACUUUGUUGUUGACCAUGCGAUUUCUUGCCAAAUAAACCUAGAGUUACAUAUGGGUUGCCAUACCUGUUGAUUAAGUUAUUUUCAUUGGUGUGCCUGUGGUGCGGACAGGCGGGCGGUCGGGCGGACCAACGGUCGCGUGACUACCAAAAUUUCUCCGAUGCAUUGGUAACCAAAUCUUCUUACCAAUGGUGCUCAGCUGCGCGUGCUUCGCGGAAGCGCGAGCGAUCGAGAGCUACGCUAUUAAGUCUCCAGGAGGCUGAGCGAGCAAACAAAAUCGCGAGAAGUCUUUGUGCCGUAAGCCAACUAAUAUAAAGAUAAGACAAAUGAAAAAAAAAUAAUGUCUCUACAAUGUGACAGUUUUUUUUAAGAAUAAACAGAUGACGUUCGCGCGUGUACAUAAUUGGGACUGUCCCUUCAGGGCUGUUUUAACUUUUUCUAUUUUCUAUCCAACAGCCGAUCGUCAGAGAUUUAUUUCUACACCAGAUAAGCCGACUAAGGCUUUCAUCGGUAGCAACGUUUCUUUGGUUUGGCGUUACUAUCAGCCAGCCCAUAUUAGUCUCAUCAAAGUUGUAUUUGGCUACUGGAAAAGCCCAGGCUACGUUUUUCCUAGAGUGAUGACCAUUAAUGGCACAACCAACAUUCCCGAAGUGAUGACAGGUUAUGAAUAUAACAUACGUUGGGCGGGAAACCUGACAGAUUACCUUGCAGCGUUCGUUGUGUGUAAUAUUCAACCAGUCAACGUAAGAUUGGAAUUUGGGAUACAUUUAGAGUUCGGAUACAGGCAUAACCCGCUAAGGGACUCAGUGCGGAUUAAAGUCGAGAAAAAACGUGAGUAAUGAUGACUUUAAGAACAGUUAAUUGUCUGCCAAUUAUUUGAUCUCAGUGUCACCUUGCAUGCUUUAGAAAUACAAAAGAAAAAUAAAUGAUCCAUUUCAUAUAUCAUUGACAAAACGCUCUCGUUAUACCAGGGUUUCCCCAUAAACUGCAUUGUUAAUCUCAGAGUCUGAAGCAUUGUGAAAUUUGAGGGCACAGAAAUUUUAAUUUUUUCAUGGUAAUUAUGAUAUCACUAUCUGUUUUCUUUGUUUCCUUUUCUUUUUUCUUAAGCCGUUGCUGACUUCCCAAGAAUCAUGAACAUUACUAAGCCACCUCUCCUAAAACUAGGAACUAAUCUAACGCUCAGUUGUGUUGCCAAUGGGUUAUCUCUACUGAAUGUCACAUGGCACAGGGGUGGAAAGGUCAUGAGUUACCACCAUGGUAACCGUACUUCAAAGGCGGUGUUUAAGUUGCACAACAUAACAAGUGAAGACUGGGGAGAAUACGUAUGUGUCGCCAGAAACUUAGACGGAGAGGAUACCAAAACCGUUUUUCUCAGAAGUAAGUUGUUUUGUUUUGUUAGUAUACAUGUAAAAUAAUGGUCUCUACCUGAAUUUUCAACUGACUAGAUUAGCAGAAUUUCCGCAAUUUCUCUCAAAUUCCCUUAUCUGACUUGGCUUUUUUACUGUGUUUGUUUGUUACUCCCUUUUUUGUCGUUGUUGUUGAUUUUAAACGCAUUUACCCAGUUUGACGUUUAGGAGAGGGCACCAACUUAUGUAAUCUAGGGCAAUUGGAGUAACUUCGUUAAUGAAGAACGGAAACUGCCGAACUAAUUAUAGGAGAAUUUUGAUUUGGACAGGAUUAUGCAAAAAAACCACCCAGUUUCAUUGCAUCGACGGGAUAUUCAAUCCCACUUAUGGUCCCCAUUUUGGAGGCGUAUUCGCAACUAUUAUAAAAACCUGGCGCAAAGAAGGUCACCAAGGCAAUUCAUGGGGACGAGGAUAUUAAUCAUCAGCCUGGCAAGAGAUCUGGGAGCUAAAUUAAGACUGGUCAAUUUUUGCGCUGCGAGGGCAUGAACAAAAUUUUGUAUGUCCUAGAGAUGCAACUUUCUGAAUUAUUUCAUGCUUAAAUUUUGCAAUUUCCUUCUCGCACAUAAACCUAACAACUGGAUGGUUUUUUUCUUUUCAAUGCAUCCAAUAACUUUUGUCCAUGUCCAAUUAUAAGUCAUGACUACCCUUAUCUAAAAGCAAUAAAGGACCACUUUUUACUUUUCAACUGAGCUGUUUGUCUCUGUAAAAACCACUAGGAACACGAAGAAACCUUGCCUUAUAAGAGUCCAAAUCAAACAAGAAAACAAAUAAACAAACGUUGAUCCAUGUAACGAAACGGCUAUCCCGCAGCAGGAUUAAACAAUUUCAAAAUCCAAAUAAUUUAACUGAUCAUGACUUGCAUGAAAAGGCAAAAAAUAUGGCAUUGCAUGACCUUUUAAUUUAAAGGGUGAGCUUACAGAGUACGCCUUUUCACAAUUUUUCUUUUACCUUUAAAGAAUUCCGCUAAAAAGAAAAAGGGAAAAAAAGAGUUAAAGCAUUUUUCGCCCCGAGGAUUUUCUUUGUACUUUUGUGUGGACUCUGGAAAGACUUCUAAAGUAUACGACACUACUUCAAUCUAUACCGCUAAUUUCGUCAGCAAAUGUUCUAUCGCGAGCUUUUCCGCAUAAGAAAUUUUCUCUAUACACGUGCAACCACUUCACCGAAAUAAUAUUUUAUCGUCUGCGACUAAUUUUCUCUUUCAUUACCAGUUCUUCUUGCCAGCCCAGUGAUUCUAAAUGGAAACAAGAUAGUGCGUAAUGCCAACUUUUACCUGCGGUGGUCACCGGUCUACACCGAUGGUAACUUACUGAUGUUGUAUACGGUUUGGUUCCAAGUCUUAAAAAUAGUAAAUAAAAGUAUGACUACCAAGGAAUUCUGGUUACGGGAGAACAUUACUGGGUUUGUGUACGUCAAAGAACUAGCCGUUGAUACGUGCUAUAUGUUCGCGGUAACAGCUUGGAACAAAUGGGGCGAGAGUGAAUUGGAGGAAGACAAAACAUUGAUCAUACUGACGAAUUUCACAGACGGAUUCACACAGCAAACGGAGAGGACAACAAAUCCACUUGGUAUGAACGACUGUUAAUUAAUUAGAAAAAAGAGUAGUCCUUCUAAAUAACUGAUAAAAUGAAUUCCUGUUCAACAUGGUUUUUCUGACGAGAGUAGAAUCGUUGAAGUCGCGACGAAGAAUAGUUGAAGUCGAGGAUAAGGUGAGUAUUCAAUUCAAUGAGUUUCAUUGAGCCAAAUCAAAGGCACUUCGCUUUUUGCCCCACAACGCACAGAAAAAAGAUGGCGAACUGCCGAAAUUCAAACAACUGUAACCUGGGAAAGGCGCUCAAAAGUGAUUAAGAGGGAUUAAAGUGGGGCUUAAUUCUAUUAACUAUUUGCAAUCUCUUCCAAAGCGCAAAAAAAAUUCAACUUCAGCCGCCUUCAAUACAAUCUUAACAACUUACCUGAAAUUAAAUUCUAGUAGUAUAUAGAUUCAUUGGCUGAUGUCUGAUGACUUAUUUCAUCCAUUUGUUUUCAGCUACAACAAAGCCACUGAACAGGAUGUCAAUACCACCAAUCUCUAGGGGCAAAAACGAAGAUAAAAAUAGAAAAAAUUCCAUCUCUGUGGAGACGUUUAUUCCGCUCACCAUCCCAGUUUCUCUGGUAGUAUUAUGUGCAGUUGGGUUGGCUUGUUAUUUUAAGCGAAACAAUUGUGUCCGCAAAAAUCCAAGACGGAAAGGUGAGUAACUGACAGAGAUGAUUUCUUCCAACGGACUAUUUUUGGUCCUUUCCUGAUUUCUACAAGAGGUUUGCAGAUUACUUUUCAACUUUACCGUGUGACGCAUGUCACCAAUUUAGUUUGUAAUGGAAACACCAAUCAACAAAAAAAUCUCCCCCUUUGGCUAAAACCACUGCUAUUUGUUGACACGUGAUGUAAAGAAGAGAAGAUAAAGAAAAAAGUUAUCAAUUUUUAAGUGGCCAUGUUAGGGCUGUCUAGUUCAUUUUGUCAUGCUAAUUACAUGACUUUCCUUAUUCGCUAUGGAACUUGACUCAAAAAUGGGAGGUCGUGGUUCGAUCUCCAGGGCCGGACCAAUACCCAGGUUCUUAAACAACUGACAAAUGUAUAGGUACAAGCCUUUCCCAGCUAUAAAUGGCUACGUCCAGGUAAAAUGGCGGUCCUGUCUGCAGUAGGAAACGUAAAAAAAUCGAUGUCCUCAAAUAGUAUUUUCGUGCCUAUUUAACAUUAGACUGCUUGCAGUCCGCCUUUUCCUCUUAAAAUCCGUCUAGUUCUUAACUCAGCCAGCCCGAUUGCAAACCACGACGUUAUGUUACAAUAAGGGAUCGUUCUUGGGUUUCGCGUGCAGUAACUUUGCAACGGAAAAAUAAGAGCCUGCUCACAGUCUAACUUAGCACUCAAAUAAAGAGCGUUUUACCAUGCUUGAUCGGCCAACUUUGUUCGACAACGUGCAUAUACAGAGAUUCAUAUAGUUUCACACUUUCUUUUUGUAUUACGUACAUGUAGCUGCCAUACCAAUAUGCGAUCAUUUCCAUUUUGCUAAUGUGGACUGUUCCUUACAUGUGAAUGCUUUAGUUAUAAAAUAAAAUCAACUUGUUGAAGCUCACCGAAUCCAAAAACUUGUCCCCGAAUAUCAAAAUUUAAAGACCUUAAAUUCUAGAAUAAGUCUCACUUAAAAAGUUACCAUUGUUUAAACAGGGCACCUGUCCAUAAGACAAAAAAACAAGUAAACAAAAUAAUCAUCUAAAGAGUUACACAAUUUGACUGUCUUAAUGUCUUUUUUAUUAUGACAGGGCGACAAGAAUGGUAUGUAUUUGAAGUGGUGAUUUCCUUUCUUUCUUGUGAUACAUAGUAUUAUCUUCUUUCUUGCUAUUGCUAUUCCUUAACAACUUCAAAACCGUUCACAUAGUAAUCCUUUAUGACAGAUGAUUGCCCACACAUGGGAUACUAUAAUUUAGCACUGUUUUAAAAUCUAGCCCAUAACCAUAUAAUGUUACUUGUUACAGUAACGAUUCAUGAUAUUUAUUCCAUUACUUACGUUUUCCACUUGGAAAAGCUGACAUAUUUUAAUGGCAUCAUAAUUAUUUGCAGGAUGACAAGAGUAUCUUUUGCAUCUCAUUUGGAUCUCACUUCUGAGCCGGUAUAGUGAUUUCUUAUUUUCCAUCGAAAUGGGUGGAAAGAUCUCACGUCUCAACUUUAUACAUUUUAGGAUUUUUGUAAUAUGAAUAAAAAAAAUUAUAUUUUAGUACGUUACUUUUGCGUCCUCUACAAACCAAGAUUUUACGCAUAUAACCUGUAUUAACCUGUUAACUGGUUUCAAUACCGUGCACACCAUGCAAGAACUGGAGAUUUUGACAGUAUUCAGCUACAACCGAGAGCCUUUCUCCAACAACAGAGUAAAAAAUUAAGAAAGAGAAAUAAGUUACUUAACUUCUCUGCUGAUAGUACGGUAGAUUUACGAAAAGGGGGCCUGCCCAACUGCUUUUUACACUAAGAAAUUUUACAUGUAAACUUUACGCACUUGAAACACUGUAUAUGGCGUUUCGCUCUCAGAUUGUUGCUAUUUAGGUUUCAAAAAAACAAACUGGCACACCACAAAACACCACAUCACACCACAGCCCUGAAAUUGCGUAAUCAGAUAUAUGGGUUUCUUGUAGGCUCAAGACGCAGAGGAUAGAGAUCACUCAGUAAUACUAUCAGGGUCAUCACGUUUUAUCCAAGAAUCAACAUCAGCAUCAGCAACAAACAUGGAAGAGCGCUGCAUUCAACCCACCCCUGGAGAAUCAUUUUUGCUUACGCCUUUCAUUUCUGGGCUGAGCUCUGGAACAAAUGCCCAGACGAGCCGAGAGCAGCCAGCCUCACUGAAUAUACUUUCUUCUUGCACAGGUGGUGAAAUCAGUAAUCGAGAUGUUAUUUCUGUAAUGAGCAGUGAUACCCUUGAAGAACAUAACAUCAACAUGGAGACUAACUGCAUCGGCGCAGCAAUCGAGAAAAGCCAGGGAAAAUUCAAUUUUAGUCAACAACUUUGGAAUCCAAAGUUUCAACAAACGUUGGAUUCCCAAGGUUACCUUCAGCCAGUGGAUGGUGAUAGUGUGACCAAUUCCAGGACGAAGUUAACAAAAAUGGCAGGAAAAGAAACCAAAACAUCACAAUGCAAAGGCACAGUGGAUAUUUCUUUUUCUUCCAUAGGAAGUGAGGUCAUUAAUCCAGAUGUUACUUCUGUAAUGAACAGUGAAAGCCUUGAAGAACGUAACAACAACAUGGUUACUAACCGCAAUGGCGCCGCAAUCGAAAAAAGCCAGAGAAAAUUAUAUUUUAGUCAGCAAGUUGAAAAUCCAACGUUUCAACAAAUGUUAGAUUCUCAAGGUUACCUUCAGCCAGCAGACAGCGAUAGUCUGACCAAUUCCAGGACGAAGUUAACAAAAAUGGCAAGAAAAGAAACCAAAACAUCACGGUGCAAAGAGACCUCGGUUGAUGACCCUCCCUUACCAUUUACAAGUGGGAUAGAAAUCGGCUGUCGGCAAAGCGUAAUUCCUCGAACUCCUAACCAAUCAUUUCCAGUCGAUCCUAAGAAAAGAACUGCCCCUAGAGCGAGAGACUAUCAGAAUGAACGACUUCCAGACACUACAUAUAAGAAUGCAGUAAUCCAAGGCUCCACGUAUCAUCCCAUUCCCAUUGGCGAGUCUCAAUAUGCACACAUUUACUGCAACGCUAACUGGGAAAUCCCACAUGACCAUCUUAUGUUGAAAAAGAAAAUUGGUGGUGGGUCGUUUGGUCAGGUGUGGAAAGGAAAGGUGUCUGACAUCACUGGUGCUGGAGAGCGGUCAGUUGUGGCUGUCAAGAUGCUGAAAGGUAAGAUUAUUAUAAGUGUAAUUAAGUGUUUAAGGGCCUGGAAGACCUAAGAAGACUUGUUCUCAGCCAGCGCACGGGCAAAAGUUUAUAUCAAGCAAAUGUAAGAAACCUUUUCUACUGAAAUGCUGAUCUAUGAAAAGCCAAGUCGAAAAAAAUUCAAGAUAACGUCAUUAUGUCACAUGUAGUGCUUUAUAAGGAACCAAACAGUCUCUGAAAAUGGUCUAUCCCUUUAGGGUUAACAUCUUUAUCAUGAGGACAUAUGCACCUAAAAAACCCAGAAGUUGCCAGCAGAAAUUUCUUAUUUUUCGGUCGCCUUUGACAUACUGUGUGAUCUUGGCGGGCGCAUAAGUAUUGAGCAUGCGUACUUAGGGAGUAAUGUGUAAAGGCUUGUUUUGUUUACUUUCAUAGGAAAUACACAAGCAAAGAUAACUGAAAAUCAACUCAUAAAAAUUGGACGAAAUUCGGUUGAAAUGAUGAAAAUAUCGCAUUUCAGUCAUGAAAGCCUCAAAAUAAACGUUGAACUACGACUUCAGUGGGUGGGGUCGACAAGGAGCAAUGUGACUGGAAAGGCUAGAUUAACGUGACUAUGACGUCAAAGUGGUACCCAACUCAAGAUAUCAAGUAAGGGAUGUAACACGAGUAUGGUAACGAGGUCAAUGAAGUCACGCAUACGCUAAAAACUUGGGAAUACGUAUUUGAAUAAAAUAAAAUCUGCUUUACACGCGGGAACUUGGGAGGGUCCUAGUGACCACUCGUCUCAGACUGUUUUUACAAAUUCAACAAACUCUAUAUAUGUCUCACUCAUCUACGUUUGUAUCCUUAGGGGUAUGUGACAAAGGUCAGUUGAUCCAAUCCCCGUUUUUGUGUACAAACCAACUGAAACUUUUUGUACUCUGGAAAGGUGAAGAGAUAGUAAUGUUUUGCAUCUCAGUUUUUUGACAGAUCUAGAUAACUUGAAUUUGGUGCGUGUUCUUCAGCGGUUUCUGCACCUCGUUUUGGACGUUUUUCUUCAUCACUUGGUCAUUCAAUGAGGCCUCUCCCUCACUUUUGAGGCUGAAACAUCGGACUUUGCAACCAAUUUUGUCGCGCAAGGACUUGUACCUGUAGUUCCAAUGCGAGAGCGAGUUCGACGAUGUAGUCUCCAGCUUCGGGCUUUUAUCUUUGAAAUCUUUUUAUCUUUGAAAUCGCCAAAGACCUUGUCCGGUUCGCCAGGACGAUUGAUAAAAAUAACGGAUUCUUUGUCAUUAUAAUACAGAAAGCGUCCUCCCAAGUUCGAAGGCUUUGUAUGAGUGCAAUCAGUCGCGACAGCUAGUGAAGCAAGUGACGAAUAUGUUCGCCAAUAUGCUAUCGUUCCCCUUGUGCUGUUAGUAACACACUUCUACCCUCUCUUCAGUGAGUGGACUUACGUAUCUGACGUCAUGCUCGUCUGAGUCUAGGAACAUGUGAAAUGCUAUGUGGUCGACGAUUUCUUUGACUUGGGUCUUGUUUAAUCGUUGGCCAAACUUGUUCCGCAUGGAGCUGAACAGAAUCUUGGCCGUUUGUCUAACACACAGAUUGUACUUCAUAUUGUGAGGGUCCAAACGAAUGCCUUUCUUUGCGUGAUAUCAUUAGAUGUACUCGGCCUUUUCCUCUUCGAUUCCCCUCCAUCUGGCCUCUACCUUUAUUUUCACCAGCCGAUGUAAUCUUCCAACAGAUCCGAAUGAGGAAAGUGCCAGAGUUCAUUGAUGUGAAACAUCUUGUAACAUUUGUAUACAGCCUUCUAGAAUUCCGGGGUACAUUUGCUUUGCAGGGCUCUCUCGUGGUCUAUAUAAAUACACGAAUACGAUUUGCCCACCAAAAGUUGGGUCAAUUGAUCUUAAACGCAGGUCGCGCACAACGGGAAAGUCAGUUUGUCACCGUUUCGGAAUGAAAACAACGGAUGUUAUACAAAGUCACGUAGAUCUCGGGGUGGAGGGACUUUGCAGUGUUAAAGUACAAAAGUACUGUUCCAGGUCUGAGGGGUCUACGUCACUACAAAUUGCUGGAUGGCCCACGGGCUAAUGGCCUCGUUUGUUUACCCAAGUGUUGGUGGGAGGUGAUGUUCGGAUGUUACCGUGUGCAAAUCAGGUUCUAUUUUUCAUUUAAAUGAACUUUCUGAAGUUUCCACAGUAUGUACUACGUGAUCCUGAUUUAGUGCCACUGUGACGUCAUGGUCACGUUGCUCCCGCCUUACCAGUCACAUUGCCCCUGUCGAUCACAGCCACUGACCACGCCCGUGGAAGACACUGCACGUUACAACUGCUGUUCUCUUGGGUUUGAUCAAUUAAGUUAUGAUAGCGUAUGAGUGUUUCCGACAAACUUAAAGGUGUAUUUGAAACAAUAAAAACAUGAAACAUUCAAUGUUUGUGUUUUGUUACGAAGUACUCAUGUAUGUACUGAAUUUAUUAUUGGCCACAGAAGAUCAGAAGUAAAUUCCUUCAGUUAAAAUAGUUUGAGCCACUUUUUAAACGUUUUAUGAGAAGCUAAAAUGGAGAUGGAUUUUGUAUUAAUGGUCACGUUUACCCCUUGUAGAAAAUUUUUCCAAGUCAGAUCUCAAGGACCUUCUCUCAGAGCUUGAUUUGCUGAAGAAGCUUAAACCUCAUCCUAACGUCAUACGGUUGAUGGGCUGUGUGACCAAAGAUGUGGCACUAUGCAAAGGAAACAGGAAGUUCAGUAAGUGUAGCACUUCAAAAAAAUGUGUCAGUCACAUCUAAUUCCUUAUUUUUAAUUAACUAAUUUUGAGCUUACUUGAUCUGAGACUUUAACCCAAUUUAGACCCGAAUGUUGGUUUAACCAGUUAUAAGAGCUGCAGUUUUGAAUUUUCAAAAAAAGUUAGGCCUCUUGCUGAGACUGUUGAAACAUUGAAGUGGUGUUUUACAGGGCCACCUCUUGUUAUCCUGGAGUUUGCUGCUCAUGGCGAUCUUCUUGGGUAUCUUGUGAAAAGCAAGGGACAAUAUGAUGAUUACUAUAAUUUAAAGAGAAAGGAAGACGCUCAUAAGAUAACAAAACAACUGCUUCAUCAAUUCGCCGCCGAUAUUGCUCGAGGAAUGGAAUAUAUCGCCGCUAACCAGGUGCGUUGUAUAUAAAUAAGGUGUUUUCAAAACCGUCAAAAAGUCAUUUCCAUUUUCUUAAACUCACACCUACAUCAAUGAGCCAAAAUCCAUGUUAACUGAUUACACCCUAGCUUGUAUAUACAAAUGAUGUAUGUAUGAUUGUUUAUUCUUUUUUAAUACUGACAGCUUAUCCACCGAGAUUUAGCUGCCCGCAACGUGUUAAUCGGUGAUGGCUUGCGAUGUAAAAUUACCGACUUUGGAAUGGCUAGGGACCUGGGAAGAGGUGAAAUUUACAUCAAGAGAUCAAAUGUGUGUCGGUAAUGGUUUGCGGGCUUAUUUACAGCAUUCACAUAAAUUCAAAGAAAAGUUCAACCUUGCUAUAGUGGAACUCUGCCUAAAGACAGCUCCAUUACUGCGUUUUUCAUUAAUAAAAAAGUGGCGCCUCAAAAUUAAAAUUUUAACUAACGGUUUCCUUUGCUUCCGUCAAUCUUCUAACGGACUUCCCAGAAAAGAUUGGUUUCCUUCAAUGUCUUCUAACGGUCAUUUCUGUGUGCUGUACCAUUUGCGUAACGACAAUCAAGGAUAAUUUUGCUAUUAUUCCGUAUUUAACUUUUAUGACUAAAUUUGAUCAGAAUUAGGGUGCUAAUUAAAGCCAAUCAGAAACGGAGAAACAUUUUCAUAUAAUAACAAUGAUAUUGACUUGAGUUUAGAAUCCAGUGAUAUGAUAUAUUGUUGCUAUUUUCCUGUUAAGGUCCCAUUAAAUUCUGUAAAUGACAUACCAACAUAAAUCUACCAAGAAAAUGUUUGCUGAUGAUAAAAAGUUCAUACCGUGAACAUAAACUGGAAGAAAUUAUGGAUUGAGUCGAUACGUUUGACAAAUCAUUUGCGAUCACAGCCUUCAUCCUUAUGUUAGUCAUGACCACCUCAACACCAGAGAAAUGAUUUAACACCAUGACGAGAGUAAAAACAUACCGGCUAUCUACACAUCGCUAAUUUUGCAUCGUUAGCUUAAAUUCUCACAUACAGACCAAUUGACCUUGGGAAUGGCCAUAGAUUUCUAAAUGAUUGUAGGCCAAAAACACUCAUAUAUUCUUGCCACGCUGAUAAUGACAGUACUCAUUAUCUUAAAGAAAAAACUUCAAGCUCUCUACCAGAAUACUCUUUUCGCUGCAAUAGAGUGUUUUCACAUGACGUCAUGGCGGCCACAUUGGUGUCCCAAAACAAUGAAACGGCGGCCAUGUUAGUGUCCCAAACCAAUCCUCAGGGAGUUGAACUCUUUUCUUAUGCAAACGCCCUCUUUUGUUCCAAUAAAUUUGCAUAGAUGCUGGCCACGUGAGUGAAAACACUCUAUAUUAUCUCAGUAUUAAGGAUAGGUCAAGGAAACAGGCUGUGUUUAAAGGUAUUAUCAAAGUAGCCUGCUUUUAUGUAAGACGUUUACAUACAGGGCUUAAACAAAAAAAUUGGCUCACUACACCUCUAUCUCCCGUGGUCUUAUUCAUGUCUGUUAGGGAUAAGUACAUUAAAUAAAAUCGGACGACAUGUUCAACUGACAUUACAUUGAAAUCUAAUUUUUGUCUGCUUGUAUAUUAAUACUUUCCUUAAUUAAUCUAUAAAUCCGUCCAAUACUCCAUGUAAAUAAACUAUACCAGAGAUUGUACAUUUUUUAAAAAAUAUAUGGCAAAUCUGUAAAGAGGGCAAAGAUAUAAAAUGUUUUCAUUUUGUAUAAAUCGUGAGGCCCAUCAGUCCUUGCAUCAAAAGGUCAGCAGAUUGUGCUCUCACUAGCCUCUAAAAAUGAUAUGCCACAAGAGAAAAUAAAACUCUCUUGCAUGCCAUUUAUGAAACGUAUCUUGCCUUGAUGGCAUGCGAAUAGAUUUAACUGAGCAAAUGAUCACAUUCGCUAUUUUAUACGUUCAGAUUUUUUUUUUUGCUUAGGUCUGGCUCAGACGGCGUACUUCACAUGCGACGAAUUCGAGGGUUUCAAAAGGGUUAACCGUCAGUCGUCAAACGGCCUAAAAUUUAACCGUCAACCGUCAAAAAAGGUACAUUUUUACCGUCAGCCGUCAAAAAUGUUCAAGGCAUUUCAAGUCUUGCUCCUUUUUUUAGUAUUUCAGCUGAUCUUCAUGGACUUCUGGCUCCUGAAGAAUCUCCAAUUAAAGCUGAGAAAACCAGUUCCCAUAUCCUCAAAACACUCUUAGACAUUACAAGACCUCAGAACUUGCUUAUACAUCCCAAAAUAUUUCGAAAUUGUAUAAGUGAAAGGCCAAGACAACCUCCAAAACACAACGAACACUUAUUUACUAUUAUUUACUAUUUACUAAAACUCUUGGACUAAAUUUCCACUUAACCGUCAACCGUCAAAAGCUCCAAAAUCUAUUCGUCAACCAUCAAAGCUUCCACCCAAUUGAGACCCUCGAAUCUGAAUUGACUGAAUUAAUUUCAUGUCAAGUACGGCGCCUGAAUCAACUCGGAUCGGCUCAGCCAUUCCCUCAGCCGUUCUUCACGCCUGAUUCACUGCCGCGAAUAACGUUUGUGGACCCCCGUUGAUUCAGGCGCUCCGAACUUCACAUUGGGCGAACCAAAUGCAUAUUGUUUUUACAAUGCAGUUUACCUUUUGAAUUAAUUUGUGGGGGUAUUGUAGGUUCUGUGUACUUGAACUUCAGACCAAAAACCAGGAGGAACGUUUAGAUAAAGAACGUAUACAGAACAUAGAGGAGAAGUUAUAUUCUAAAUGCAAGUCACGAGAGAUUGCAAAUAAUAAAAUUUAAAGUGUGGUAAAGGCCUGGGCUGCGGUGGAAAAACCACAGGCCAAUAACAUUGCAGAAAGGAAUAAAGAUCGGCGUUUGAGUCAGUUCGUCAGGUCUAAAACUAAUUUAAGUCGGCCUAAAAGUUUGAAUUCGAUUCCGCUCAUGUGUAAUGCGUCGUCUGAACCGGGCCUUUUUUUGCCUACAGGGUCUUAUGCCAGUGAAAUGGAUGGCUGUGGAGUCGUUACUAAAUCAAGUUUAUACCACAGAAAGUGACGUGUAAGUGAAUAAAACACGUAAGAAAACUAACCUUUUAAUUAUUAUUAAGGCCCGCUAGUGAGUCCUUCACCACCUAAAAUAAAUAAGGAGUAUAGGUUGCAUAAAUUCUUCCUCAAACGUACGAGCUUCUCGGUUGUGUAAUGGAAAAUAUAUACAUGUAAAAUGUACAAAAGUACGGUUACGUUUGUACACGCCUACAAUGUACAGCGUUUACGGCUUUCGUCCACACGGGAAAGAUCACACACGGAUAUUUUCGUGAAAAGGAAAGAAAACUUAGUAAACAGAAAUAUCGCUCUCAUAACAUGCACGGACUCGUGUAAUCAUAUAGAAUAAAAGGCUUAGCCAGCGAUGUUUAUUAUUGCUAAAAGGAUUUGGAGCAACAUAAGUGCUUUUGCAAUGCAGUAUCUAUGAGGCAGUCUAACACUGCGCUUAAUUAUAACAAAAGUAUCUUUGUCAAUUUAUAGGUGGAGUUACGGGAUCGUCCUGUAUGAGAUUUUCACUAUUGGUAAGUACUAAAGCCUCUAGGUUCAUGGAAAAAACAAGGAACUUUAUUCUCUUUAUUUACUUCUUUAGUACGGCUUUUCAAUUGACAACAGCCAGGAGAAAAUAUUACAAAAAUAUAUGUUCAUAUCAAUAAACAACUGAAAGGGCUCUUAGAGUCUAGUUGAAAGUGGAGUCAACUGAGUUGUUUGGUUCCCUAUAGUACGCUAAAACGCGUGCAAUAAAAACAACAAAGAAUAUAUCUAAAAUAUGGCUUAAAUCCUUGAAGCCCCGACCCCCCCCUUUUCAGGGGGAGAAAAUGAAUAAAGUGAAUAAGCCACUUAAUUUUAAUCCCUCCUCCCCUCCCCCUUAUUAAAGACAAUUUGGAUUCUAACGAGAGUCCUUCAGUGUUUUCUUCAUUCAUGUCCGCACACUGAUAUUUUUGUAGGAGGAAACCCCUAUGACGGCAUGACUGGAGAAGAGGUGUUCAGUUUUGUGGCAAGUGGUCGGAGAAUGCGCAAAACGUCAGCUAUAAGCCCUGAACUGUAAGUCGUCCACUGGUUAAGGAAUCCUUUCGUGAAUACGUCACGACCGCUAUUCAGCUGCAGGCUCGAUCAAAGCAGUGAGGAGUGGGUCACAUGAAAAAAAAGCAGAUAAACGCAUCUGCUGUUUUUUUUUUUGUUUUUUUUUUUCCCAAUUGCUAUAUUUCAGCCUAUAUUGGUCAUAGAGCGGACUGAUUUUUUAAGUGAUAUAUUUGUAUAUAUUUUUUUAGCGAAAUCGGUUCAAGGUACUACCGCGUAGUCACGUAACCAGCUCACACUUUUUACCGUACUGCAUACGUCUUAAUGGCAACAACCUUCCUUUAUUAUCUUUAUCUAGUUAUGAGCUUAUGCUUCAGUGCUGGAACAAAGAACCUUCCAAGCGACCUAAGUUCAACAAUAUUGUGGAUUGGAUGGAGACUUCAUACACCCGUUCAUAGAAGUCAUUUGAAUUAAAGAUGACACGAGACAUCUUCUUCACCGGAUACUAUUCGACUGAUCGCUCUAUCUUGUCUACUUGUUCUGAGGAAAAUGACGGAAUACUCAUAGUCUAGUUUUACAUAUUAAAUACUUAUUGCCACUGAUCCAUAUCAAUUACAACGACAUAACCCUUAGUUUUUCUUAGGCAAUAUGCGAAUUCUGCAUGUAAAUUUCUUGAAAUCUAACGGAGUAUUAUGUGUAUAAAGGCGCGUUCCAUUGAUCGUAUUCCGGAGUAAUAAUACGCAAAAGUUUUGUCACAAAUCUUUUCUACCGUUAUUUUUUAUAUAUAUAAAACAUAAUAUUUCAUUUCAAACAGUUUAGUAAAAAUUGAAACACAAUAAAAGCCAAAGC
Molecule: messenger RNA, 16698 nt
Organism: Porites lobata
Lineage: Eukaryota; Metazoa; Cnidaria; Anthozoa; Scleractinia; Poritidae
Source: the annotation of a GenBank genome assembly